This is a messenger RNA of Kwoniella botswanensis, 1515 nucleotides long. RefSeq lists its product as uncharacterized. The transcript is spliced from 10 exons. The record is from RefSeq and is a predicted model, not a curated record. Bases 1 to 1515 code for a protein of 504 amino acids. Gene Ontology annotation, biological process: transmembrane transport. NCBI's taxonomy places the organism in Eukaryota, Fungi, Basidiomycota, Tremellomycetes, Tremellales, Cryptococcaceae. Gene Ontology annotation, molecular function: transmembrane transporter activity.
AUGUCUCAGUUCGACGCUGCACCUCCCAAUACCUAUGCGGGAGGACGAGACGAUAAUCUCCGAAUCAAAGAUGGUGCUCUACCUAUCAACGCGAGUAACGAUGCCGAAGGGGAUUUCGAUAUGGUAGCGUACAAGAGGGAUACACCAUUAUGGAAGAGGAUCAAAGAUCACAGUUUGACGCAGAUGAUCUUAAUCAGUGUUCAAGCUUUCUGUGGUCCUGCCAUGGCAGACGCUAUCGCUGGGCUAGGAGGUGGUGGGCUGGCUAGUCCGGAAACUAAUAAUAUCGCGAAUGCUGUAUCAUACGCUGCUUUGGCUGGAGUCUGUUUCCUCGGUGGUCCCCUCGUCAACAAACUCGGAACCAAGUGGGCAUUACUCAUUGGUGCUUUGACUUUCCCUUUGAGAGGUGCUUCUUUCUAUACAAACAGUAAAUUCGGGAACCAAUGGUUUCUCAUUGUCGGAUCAUUCCUUGAAGGAUUCGGUACAGGUGCUUGGUACGUUGCCGAAUCAGGUACUAUCAUGUCGAUUGCACCAAGUGGGGCUAGAGGAAAAUACCUUGCUUUGUGGAUUGUUAGUAGAAACUUGGGUCAAUUGAUCGGAGGUGCUAUCAACUUGGCCAAGAACCAUAUUGAUGGUGUCGAAGGUGGUGUAACACCCGAUACAUAUAUUAUUUUCUUGAUCAUCGAAUGUUUGGCCAUCCCCUUCGCUCUCUUGAUCUCGCCCUUGGAUCAUGUUGUUCGAUCCGACGGUACCAGAAUCAGAGUCUCAGAGAAAGUAGGAACCGCUCAGGAAUUCAGAUUGAUCAAGAAAACUUGGAAGUCCAAACUCAUUUUGCUAUCUGCUCUAUGGGCCUUCUGGUCAUUCUUCUACGGAGGUUCGUGGAGUACAUAUCUCGGUCUAUACUUCAGUGUCAGAGCUCGUGCACUUUCAUCACUCAUUUCACCCUUCUUCUGCAUUGUCGGUUGUUUUGGGCUUGGAUUCAUCCUCGAUAUGAAAUCCCUGAGUCAACGACGUCGAGCUCAGGUGGGUUUAAUCACAGUCGUGGUCCUCAAUGCGGCAGUGUACAUCUGGUCAAUCGUCAUGCAAGUGAAAUUUAACAAGAACGACCCUGGGGCGAUCGAUUGGAGUGAUGGUCGAUAUCCAGCUUCGUUCUUGCCUUACUUCUUCAUCCAAACUACCGGUCCGUUAUCCCAAUCUUACAUGUACUGGCUGUUAUCCUCCUUCGCGACUGAUGCACAAUCAAAUGUAAGAAACGGUGCUGCGUUCAGGUGCAUGGAAGCUAUUGGACAAGCUGUCGCGUACGGUAUGAACAGUAAGACCGAUGAAAGUCCUUUGAUCGGAUUCUGUGUCACCUUUGGUCUUAUGGCCCUUGCACUCCCACCAUUCAUCGUGCUCGUCAAUAACACUCCUGACAGAAUCCCUGCGGACGUGAUUGCUGAAGAAGAGGCGACGGAGCACAAAUUGGAAGGUGGAUAUGAGAAGAAGGAUGAUCCUGUACAAGUGUCUGUCUUGGGAUAA